AUGACCGAAUUAUCCUUUCAUAAUGUUAGAGAUAUUUUGGACGUAUUCGCUGAUGACUUAAAUAAUUGUUUAAAUGCAAGUCAAUCUGUUGCCAAGGAGUCAGAAGAUACCCAUCUUCAAAUUCUUAAAUCCAAGUCGAAACAAAUGAAUAUUGUACACCUAAAUACCCAAAGUAUGACUUUGAGCAUCGAUGAAUUUCGACUGUUAUUAGAAACCUACAAAUUCGACAUUGCCGCUCUUAGUGAAACGUGGCUACAGGAUAAUCCCUUGUUGUUAAAUCAUGUUAGUAUACCGGAGUACACUUUCGAAUAUCAUAAUGGAGACAAAAUUAGGGGCGGCGGAGUUGGAUUUUAUAUAAGAGAAUCUAUUUCAUAUAAACGGCGCUACGACAUCGAGGAAAAAUACCCUGACGUGGAACAAAUGUGGCUCAAAUUGCCUGGCCGAAACACGCAUAGUAGACUUUUACUUGCUGUUGUUUAUCGUCCCCAAAAGCUUCUUUCAUUUCCUAAUACACCAAAUCGAAUAACGCAUACUGAUGUUAUUCCAUGUCCAACCAUCAGCGAUCAUGACGCUCCCUACGUGUGUGUUAAUAUACAUACUAUAAGAUACAAACCAUGUUAUAAAAUUAUACGAGAUACCUGCCAGCUGAACCUUGACAAUUUUUAUAAGGACUGUUUAUCAGUUCCUUUUAGUUUAUUAUAUUCAUUCAACAACCUGAAUGAUCAACUUAGUAUUUUUAACGAUCUACUCAGUGAAUGUCUAAAUCGUCAUGCAACCCUCAAGAGAAUAAAGGUUACCCACCCACCCUGUCCAUGGCUUCAAUCCGACGAAUUAAGAAAGCUACAAUCUGAACGUAAUAAACUCAAGGUAUUGGCACACAAGAGUCCCACUGACACAAUAUGGGAAUCUUUACUUGGCAGUAGAAUGUCAGGGUUCCGCAAAGGGCAUUCAACCACCACUGUUCUGAUGGGAAUUAGAGACGAUCUUUUAAAGGCACAAAAGAGUGGUGAGGUAACAUUAAUGCUCUUAGCCGAUUUUUCCAAAUCAUUCGAUAUGCCUAAUUUAAAAACGGCUUUUCUUCACUGGAUGGUCAGCUAUUUAACUGAUUGCUAUCAAUAUUAA
This is a messenger RNA of Paramuricea clavata, 1122 nucleotides long. The record is from the annotation of a GenBank genome assembly. NCBI's taxonomy places the organism in Eukaryota, Metazoa, Cnidaria, Anthozoa, Malacalcyonacea, Plexauridae.